AUGGCCGACGAUCUUGAUUCCUCCGAUAGUAUGCUUCUGGAUGAGAUUAUCGACUAUAGUGACUCUCCCAUCAUUUCGAAUGGUGAGCUUAACUUUGUCGCUAGCGAUAAUGCUCUCGGCAUUAAUCCUGCCGUGUUUGCCAUCUCACCGGCGCCAGUCGAUCCAGCAUAUGUUAGCCUUCUUGGUGUCGAUUUCUCCGCUUCCGCUGGAACAACCGACUCCUCCGCUUCCGCUGGAGCUGCACCGACCGCCCACGGCACUGACGAGGUUGACACCUCCUCCAUCGCCGCAGCUCUUGCCAAUAUCGGCAUCGAUGUUGUCGAUCCCUCCCAGCCUACUGCUCCCUCCGGCAAUAAUGCCCCUACCGUCAUACACGACCCUCUCGCUCUAGAUGAAUCUUUUAUCCCUCGCGACGACUACAUCACGCUGGGGUAUUUUAUUUUCUUCAAGAAAUCUACUGUUAGUUUCCAUCUCCGGCUCAUCGAGGACGACGGAUCAAUUCACGUCGAGACCAUUCCACACGACAAUCUUAAUCGUGUUCUUAAUUUCGACGACAAACUCCGACGUCAUGCCGUUCCUGAUGAUGUCCAGGCACCCGACGAUUACUCAUCCUUUGCGGCCACGACGUUUAACCUUCUCGUCCCACGUGCUAAGGCUGCGUUCUCGGCCUUCGCUAGGACCGAUAACGAUACGAAGUACACUAUCAAUGGGCCAUCCCCUCGUCCGAUUCUUUUCACAUCGGACGUAUGCCUGGUCUUCAAGAGUAAGCGGCGGAUUAGCAAACAUAGCAGUCGACCGCCUGCUCAGGCCGGGCCUUCUCGCCGGCCUACCGAGGAUCGCUCCUCUCGCCGAUAG
Messenger RNA from Punctularia strigosozonata HHB-11173 SS5, 855 nucleotides. RefSeq lists its product as uncharacterized. Bases 1 to 855 code for a protein of 284 amino acids. The transcript has a single exon. Lineage: Eukaryota; Fungi; Basidiomycota; Agaricomycetes; Corticiales; Punctulariaceae. The record is from RefSeq and is a predicted model, not a curated record.